UUUUCCAGUGUUGAAAUAAUGGGUCAGUCACAGAGUGAAAUGCACAAUGAAGUAGCACUUGCUCAGAUUCAAGGGCUGUACAAGAAGUCUGUCAGCGAGUGUCCUAGUGGAAAUCUGCAUCUCCAUGAGUUCAAACGAAUCUUUGGCAUCACCCAUAAAUCCACAGAAGAAGAAUGUGCCUAUAUGGAGAACUUGUUUAGGUCCUUUGUUGCAAAUCAGGAUAACACCAUUGAUUUCAUGGAAUAUGUGGCUGCCCUACAUUUGGUUCUUCGUGGUAGACUUGAGGAUAAACUGAAGUGGUCUUUCAAAGUUUAUGACAGCGAUGGAAACGGAUGUUUGGACAAGCGAGAGGUGACGCAAGUUAUUAAGACUAUACACUCACUGAAGAUGCAUGAAAACUCUUCGAGCUGUGGAGAUCUCAGCCCAGAUCAGAUAUGUGACCGAAUCUUCAAACUUGUUGACAAAAACAAAGAUGGUGAGAUUUCCCUAGAGGAGUUUUUGGAAGGAGCUCAGAGAGACAAAUGGGUGAUGGAGCAACUUAAACUGGAUGUGAGACCAAGUGGCUGGUUUCUUGAACAGCAAAAGAAAUGUUCACAAACAUAA
Molecule: messenger RNA, 603 nt
Organism: Xyrauchen texanus (razorback sucker)
Lineage: Eukaryota; Metazoa; Chordata; Actinopteri; Cypriniformes; Catostomidae
Product: guanylyl cyclase-activating protein 2-like
Exons: 4
Coding region: 19-603 (194 amino acids)
Biological process (GO): visual perception
Cellular component (GO): photoreceptor inner segment; cone photoreceptor outer segment
Molecular function (GO): calcium ion binding; calcium sensitive guanylate cyclase activator activity
Source: RefSeq, a predicted model, not a curated record